This is a messenger RNA of Owenia fusiformis, 4342 nucleotides long. The record is from the annotation of a GenBank genome assembly. NCBI's taxonomy places the organism in Eukaryota, Metazoa, Annelida, Polychaeta, Sabellida, Oweniidae.
GAAUAAGACAUGUCCGAGUGGUGAGUUUUGUGAGAUGAAAGUUGCUCCAUGUUUAGUGCCUCCUUGUCCAGAGUUUCCUACAUGUGUAAACCCAUGUGAGAAUAAGACAUGUCCGAGUGGUGAGUUUUGUGAGAUGAAAGUUGCUCCAUGUUUAGUGCCUCCUUGUCCAGAGUUUCCUACAUGCGUAAACCCAUGUGAGGCUAAGCGAUGUUCAAAGGACGAAGUAUGUGUAUUAGAGAAAGUGAUUUGUAAAAAACUUCCCUGUAACCCAGUAGCAGUAUGUAAAGCUAAAGAUACUUGUCCUGAACUACCUUGUGACGUAGACUGUGGAAGAUUUGGUCAUAAGUUGGAUGACAAGAUGUGCCCUACGUGUAAAUGCAACAAAGACCCUUGCAAGGUGAAGAAAUGUAAGCGAGGAUUGAUAUGUGAAACAAACUUUGUAAAAUGCAAUGAGCCAACUUGCCCUGCUAUAGCAACAUGCAUAGCUAACCCAGAGAUGAUGAAGUGUAGACGGUCUGCUAUGGCUAAAGGUCGGGAUAGAAAGCCAAUAUUCUGUGGGCGCGGACCUUCAAGACAGGAUUGUCCAAGUGGAUUUGAAUGCAAUAUAUCACCAACAGACAGAUUUGCAGUCUGUUGUCCGAAAACGAAAAGCUGCAAGUUCAAUGGGCAUUCUUAUGAACCAGGAGAGACGUUUAUGGAUAGUUGCAAAAAGUGUAGAUGCAGAGAAAACGGACGUGUUAUAUGUGCCAGAACAAAAUGUAGCCGAGUAUGCACAUAUAAUGGAAGGAACUAUAAGAUAGGCCAAUGGGGCAUCCCGGCUGGCGAUGGAUGUAACACAUGUGUAUGUAAUGCAGAUGGUCAAGUGGGAUGCACAAGGAUGGCAUGCAAAAAAUGUGAACAUUUGGGUCAAAUAUACAAACCAAACGAUGAGUUUAAAGCUGGUGAUGGUUGCAACUAUUGCCACUGCAGUGCCACAGGAGCUGUUCGAUGCACUACAAAGAUUUGCUCUACUGGUAACUGUGUCAGUAUUACUGGAAAUACAUUCAGAAAUGGACAAUCGUACCAGGAUGAUUGCAAGACUUGCUAUUGUGUUAAGUCUCGUAUCACAUGUACAAGGAAAUCCUGCGAGAACACAUGUAAAUACAAUGGGAAGGUGUAUAAUGAUGGACAAAAGUUUAAAUCCGAUGACAAGUGUAACGAAUGUGUUUGUAAUAAGGGAAUCACCUCAUGCACUGAGAAGGCGUGUAUUGGGUCGUGUAUGUAUGAAGGUAAACAAUACAGCAACGGUGCAAGUUUUUCCAAUGGCUGUACAAACUGCAAAUGUGCCAAAGGAAAGGUUCGUUGUCCUAGAAAAAAAUGCCCAAGUUGCUCCUAUAAUGGUAAAACGUACAAGCAAGGUGAACAGUUCACUGCAAUUGAUGGCUGCAACCACUGCACCUGUUUCAAAGGACAGCGCCGUUGCACAAAGAUGAAGUGCCAACAAAUGUGUCAAUAUAAUAAUCAGAUUUACAAAGAUGGGGCCAGUUUUCCUUCAACGGAUACAUGUAACAAGUGUAUGUGUAAAUCAGGCACCGUCGGUUGUACUAAGAAAGCUUGCUUUUGUGAGUAUAAUGGGCAGCGAUACCGCUAUGGCACAUGGUUCCCUGCUGGAGAUAACUGCAACAGAUGUACAUGUGACGCCGGUGGUGUCAGCUGUACUGAGAAGGACUGUUCUGGCAGUAGCUCUGAAAGUGUUGUAGAUUGUAGCUUGGUCGACUGUCGCCCACCAAAGUGCAGAAAUGGCAAGGCCUUGUUUACACCUCCUGGUGAAUGUUGUCAGCAAUGUGGACAGGAUUGUCGACUGGUUCGUUGUGCAAAUGUAGAAACGUGUGACGAUGGAUCCAAGCCUGUUAAACCCCCAGGAAAGUGUUGCCUUCAAUGUCCUACUAAACCUCCAUUGUCAUGCUACUAUAAAGGAAAGCGUUAUCCCCCUGGACAUUUUAAGACUGACAAUCCAUGCAAAUCCUGCUCGUGUCAAGUACAGAGAGAUGGCUCCACUAAAGUAGAAUGCGCCAUGAAGGCGUGCAGCAUGCCACUAUGUAAAGGCAACGCCCGACCUGUAAGGAAGGAUGGCCAAUGUUGCCCUAGUUGUCCCGAGGAGCCAGCAUGCUGCUACAAAGGAAAGAGAUAUCCCCCUGGUGAUUUUAAGACUGAUGAGCCAUGCAAAUCCUGCUCGUGCCAAGUACAGAAAGAUGGAUCCACUAAAGUAGAAUGCGCCAUUAAGGCGUGCAGCAUGCCACUAUGUAAAUACAACGCCCAACCUGUUAGGAAGGAUGGCCAGUGUUGUCCUAGUUGUCCCAAGGAGCCAGAUUGUUCAGCAGCAAUCUGUUUGAGACCUGUCUGUCCCAAGGGCGUUUCUUUGUUUACACCAAAGGGUGAAUGUUGUCCAAAGUGUGGUGAAGAUUGUAGGCUGGUACGUUGUGCUCAAGUCGUAGAUUGCGAAGGUGGAGCAGAUUCGUAUAUACCUCCUGGGAAAUGUUGUGCCCAGUGUCCGCUUCCACCACCACGAGGCUGUGAAGUUGAUGGCAUUAUGUACAAAAUCGGAGAAGAAAUCAAACAGGAUUCACCAUGUAUGCACUGCACAUGUGAACUAAAGGACGGAGAGGGCUUCAAGCUGUGUGCGAUUAUGGACUGUGCUCCACCCCCCUGUGAGAAUCCAUUCCCCAUUGAGGGAAGGUGUUGUCCCAUGUGUAAUCCUCGGGAACAAGGAGUAUGUAAGUUCGAUGGUAAAUAUUUUGCGAAUGGCUCCUCGUUUCCUUCUACUGAUGGAUGUAAUACAUGCAAGUGCGAGGACAAUGAGGUUAUCUGUACACUCAUAGAGUGCGGUUGUGAAAAAGAUUGUCAAUCGUACAAAGUUGGCGAUAAAAUGCCCUCAAGCGACCCAUGCGAACAUUGUUCGUGUACACUCCAAGAUGGGAAACCCAAAGAAAUGUGCGCCAUUCAAGACUGUGCACGCCCACAAUGUGAUGAUUACAUCCGUCUUGAAGGAAGAUGCUGCCCCGUGUGUGACAUACAAGGAGUCUGUGAGUACAACAACAAAUACUACGCUGAUGGUGCGACAUUCCCAUCUACUGAUGGAUGCAAUCGUUGUACCUGUGGAGACGGCAGCGUCAAUUGUACCGAGCGAGCAUGUGGCUGCAUAUGGAAGGGAGAUGGUCAGUUUUAUGCAGUUGGGUCUACGAUCGACGACGGGAAUCCCUGUAGUAGAUGUAUGUGUGAAAAACAAGAGAGUGGAGGAUUUGGAAUAACGUGUGCCAUAAUGGCGUGUGACAUGCCAGAAUGCCCCGGUGGGAUAGAACCAGUGCCUGUAGAUGGAGCUUGUUGUCCACAAUGUCCCAAAGUUUGCAAAUAUAAUGGUGAAUAUCAUGCAGCAGGGACCUCGUUUCCAUCCAGUGAUGGUUGCAAUACGUGCACGUGUGCAGGCAAAGUUGCUGCCUGUACAAGGAAAUUUUGUGAGGAAGGUUGUAAGAAAGAUGGUCAAUCGUACAAAGUUGGUGAUAAAAUGCCCUCAAGCGACCCAUGCGAACAUUGUUCGUGUACACUCCAAGAUGGAAAACCCAAAGAAAUGUGCGCCAUUCAAGAUUGUGCACGCCCACAAUGUGAUGAUUACAUCCGUCUUGAAGGAAGAUGCUGCCCCGUGUGUGACAAACAAGGAGUCUGUGAGUACAACAACAAAUACUACGCUGAUGGUGCGACAUUCCCAUCUACUGAUGGAUGCAAUCGUUGUACAUGUGGAGACGGCAGCGUCAGUUGUACCGAGCGAGCAUGUGGAUGUUUAUACCAAAAAGCAGAUGUCUCUAAGUUCUACGCACUUGGUGCAAGUGUAGAUGAUGGUGACCCCUGUACGGACUGUAGCUGUCUAAAAUCUGAUAGCGGUAGCAUGACAAUCGUCUGCAAUGAGUUGUUUUGUGAUAUCCCCGAGUGUCCAGGUGGAGAAGCGCCUAUUGCAGUCGAUGGGGAAUGUUGUCCCGGUUGCCCGCCAUAGCCAUGUUGACAUUGAAUAAUGUAGCAAAACAUAAAAUCUAGUGCAUCUGGAAGAAAUCGUUUUAUAUAAUAGUACACAAAAAUAACGAAAUAAAAUAAUAACAAACAUAAGUUCUUUUGUAACUUUUGAUACUUUAAGCAAUAAAUGCCACGUGUGCUUGUUGUAAUAAAAAUGUUGUCGAAGACGAGAUGCACUUUGACUUUUCUACUUAUUUUUGAACAGCAUUCUUUGAAAAGGCGAUUUUGAUUCAUUACAUUUGCUAAAUACUAUACUUUGUUAUAUUAACUAAUGUACCACUUCUUGAUCACUUGCAAAAAC